AUGCGCCCCCGUUCCGAGAAUCCUGCAGGCUCGCAAUGGAGCGACUCGCUCGGCUCGUUUCUCCGCCCAGAGACCAAGCCACCGUGCAACCCGUUCUCCGACCCCGGACAGGAGGCCCAGGUCAAUCCGCUGCGAGAUUUUCACCGCGGCAGUCCCCCGCCAUCGCUCCGGACGAACCACGAGGCUUUUGGUCUGGAACAUCCCUCUGGGAAGGCGUCACGCCACGGCCCAUGCCCAAAGCCAGCUCUCGAGGCCGCCGACUCGGACUCGGACUCGGACUCGGACUGGGAUACAGUGCCGGCGGAGGGGGCAGAUGCUGUGUCCGCACGCUGGCUCACCAAGGAGGGACAGGACGACGACCAUGACGCCGCCGCCGCCGCCGCCGCCGCCUCAGGUCGGGCCGUUUGUAGCAACAUAUUCGCUCUACAGACUCGGCUCCACCCGCCGAAUCCUGCAAGGUCGCCGGGGGACCAUCUGCCAUGGCUCCGCGCAUCAAGUGUCUACGACGACGGCACCGAUUCCGGUCGUGAUUCUCCCGCCGUCCUCUCGAGAGACGGCGACGACACCAAGGCCGCGAGCAAGAAGCGUCCAGCGACACUGGGUUUCGACCGGACCGGCCACCGCGGGGAUGCCGCGCCCAGCUACUCCAAGUCGUCCAGCCGCGCCAGCGUCGAUCCCUUUGGAUUCGACGGCGACCGCUACUCGCCGUUUCUGCAACCAGCCGCCGAGAGGGAAAUCGGCAGAGCCCUCUGCCAGCAGGACAGCUGCGUCCCGUCCGCCCCAAGCUCGGGCGGCGAGCAAACGACGAGACAUACGCGCCCUGCCACCACCACCACCACCACGGUCCCCGUCCUCAGGCGCGCUCCUCUCAGCCCAACCGCCGACGAGCACCCGCUUUCCGAGCUGGACAUGCUGGUCAGGAGCACCUGCGAGGGGCGGCGAGAGGCCGACGCCGACUGGCAGACGGUCACGACCGAGCAGGCGCCCGUCCGCGCCCUGGAGCUUACUCUCCGCCUGGACGACGCUGGAAGCAGCAUCGCCGACGUGUCGGACGUGACCGAGCCCGAGUCGUUGGAUCAGUUUGUCGGCCAGACGCCGGUAUCGCAGGCCGGCAGGCGCCACGGGAGCCACGCCCCCCCGCCGCGCGGCAACACCACCACCACUACGAGCACGGCGUGCCUGCGAGCACCGUACCCGAGGCUGGGCUCCAGCGGUCGUCUUGACGGACAGCCGUGUCGUCGUCGAGCUGCCGCGGCCAUGCGCCGUCUCAGCAGCCGUCUUUCCCACGAAGCCAGAGCCACGCCCGGGCUGUCGAGGCUGUCCGAGCUGCGCAGGCUCGCCACGAGCUACGCGAGCCUGGACUCGCAGGAGCUUCUCGGCCACGCAGCCCAGCCCCCCCCGCCAACCGACAGUCUGUGCCGGUCAAGAGGCUUUGCGGCCUGCCAGGACGUGCUUCACGAAGCCGCUCGCGCGCGAUUCCCCUUUCCGCUCAUCAGCCUCCCGGAGGCGGCGGCUCUCCAGUCCACGCGCAGAGAGAGAGGCGAGGAGGACCACACGGACCCCGGGCCGGCGUUUGCGGCAAAGGCACGGUCUUGCACAAUCAGCACCACCACGUCUACAACAGGUCCCCGGACGCCCGUUUCGCCCGUCGAGGACCUGUCAAGUCUACUCCCCAGGCCCAAGAGCGCGUUUCACCGACAUCAGCCGACGCAAGCUUUCGAGUACACCCACGGGCAGCUCAACUCUUCGAGCAUACUCGACCACGACGUCAACGCCUCCUUCUUCCGCACCUCGGUCCCGCGCAGCACGUCGCUUUUGAGCGCUCGCUUCUUCCGCCUCGGCGGCGUCCCCGCACGGACCCGAGAGCGUCGCGUCGAGGAGCAGCGCCCAAACGACCGCAGCUACUUGACCGCCUCCCAGACAGAUCUCCUGCAGUCUGCGCGCGAGGACAUCCUGGACCGCCGGCGAAACUGCCGCCUGGACGAGGACAAGGCCCAGCGAUCCAUCUUCCUGGCCAUCAUGGUGCUGACCAUCUUCUUCCCCCUGGUCGGGCUGCUGGCCCUGUGCGGCAACUUUGACGGCACGAUUUCGUGGUAUGCCAAGGGGGAGAGGGGAUGCCUGACGCGGGAGCAGAGGGGCACGCUGAAGCAGCAGUUGUUUGUCGAGUGUCUGUUGUACCCGGGGCUAAUCAUCGCCCUGUCUGUUCAUUACUCUGUUCGGAAGUGA
This is a messenger RNA of Ustilaginoidea virens, 2226 nucleotides long. RefSeq lists its product as uncharacterized. The coding region runs from base 1 to 2226 and encodes 741 amino acids. The record is from RefSeq and is a predicted model, not a curated record. The transcript has 4 exons. Lineage: Eukaryota; Fungi; Ascomycota; Sordariomycetes; Hypocreales; Clavicipitaceae.